AUGUCUUUCUCAAUCUUCUUCUUCAUUCUUCUUCUUGUAGUUCCUACCCACGAAGCUUCAGAACUUGCAACUCAAACUUGUGAUAAAACUUCAGUCAAGGAGCUAUGCAAUUCUGUAUUAGGAACAAGCACUGCAACAGAUGCUGAUGGCUUAGUUAAAGAGGCACUAGCGGCUACAACACGUGAAGGAGGUGACGUAAGCGUGCAAAUUGCCAAACUGUUGACAAGCGGAGGUGCUACUGCUCAGAAAGGCCUAACAGAAUGCGGUGAUAUAUACAAAACUGCAAUGGACAAGCUUAAGGCCGCUACAAAAGCUUUGAAUGAAAAAUCUUAUGCUGAUGUCGAGACAAAAGUCACUGAUUCUAAGGACACUGCAAAGAGUUGCGAAGAUGGAUUCAGUGGAGCAUCACCCAUAACUGAACAAAAUACUAAAUUUAGCAAUCUUUGUGAUCUUACUUUAGCAAUUGUCAAGACGAUUAAGGGUUAA
Manihot esculenta (cassava) is the source of this 486-nucleotide messenger RNA. RefSeq lists its product as uncharacterized. Gene Ontology annotation, molecular function: enzyme inhibitor activity. The transcript has a single exon. Bases 1 to 486 code for a protein of 161 amino acids. Lineage: Eukaryota; Viridiplantae; Streptophyta; Magnoliopsida; Malpighiales; Euphorbiaceae. The record is from RefSeq and is a predicted model, not a curated record.